AUGAACCAGCUGCAAGACAAUGGGAUCAACGUAGAAGCGACAAAUGGCUUGAGAUUACACUUCAGCAAAACUCUUCUCAAAACCAAGUUCUCUGAAAGGUGCCUACUCUAUCAGUUCUACUUAUCUUCACUCAAGCUGGCCUUUUACUUUCAACCAGAUACAGUGUUCAUGGUGAUUGAUCCUGAGUGUCUCUGUGAGUCACCAGUUUCUAUAGUUACAGGAGAGCUAUGUACCCAAGAUGGGUUUAUGGACUUUGAGGUCUACAGCCACCAAACAAAACCAGCUCUCAACUUGGGUACCCUCAGAGUGGGGAACUCAUCCUGCCAGCCUGUCUUCACAGCUCAGUCUGAGGAGCUGGUGCAGUUUCAUAUACCCCUGAAUGGAUGUGGAUCAAAGCACAAGUUUGAAGGUGAUAAAGUCAUCUAUAAAAAUGAAAUACAUGCUCUCUGGAAAGACCUUCUGCCAAGCAAAAUAUCAGAUAGUGAAUUCAGAAUAACAGUGAAGUGCUAUUACUAUAGGGAUGACAUGCUACUAAAUGCCAACAUCAAAAGUCUUCCUCCUCCAGUUGCCUCUGUGAAGCCAGGUCUACUUAAAUUGAUCCUGCAAACCUACCCAGAUCAGUCCUACCAACAACCUUACAAAGACAAGGAGUAUCCCAUAGUGAGAUACCUUCACUGACCAAUCUACAUGGAGGUGAGAGUCCUAAACAGGAAUGAUCCCGGCAUCAAUCUGGUCUUGGAUGACUGCCAGGCAACAUCCACUAUGGACCCAGCUUCUCAGCCUCAGUGAAAUAUUGUUGUGGAUGGCUGGGAAUAUGGCCUGGCCAGCUACCACACCACUUUCCAUCCAGCUGGUUCCUCCAUGAUCUAUCCUUAUCACUAUCAGAGGUUCGACUUGAAGACCUUUGCUCUUGUAUCAGAGGCUCAGGUGCUUUCUACCCUGGUCUACUUCCACUGCAGUGCUUUGGUGUGCAACCGGCUCUCUCCCGACUCCCCUCUGUGUUCUGUGACUUGCCCUGCCCCACCUAGGCACAGAAGAGCCACAGGGGCCACUGAAGAGGAGAAAAUUACAGUCAGCCUCCCAGGACCUAUUCUCCUGUUGUCAGAUGACCCUUCAUUUAAAGAUGUCAUAGACUCCAGAGGGCAUGGGGUUGCUGGAGAUGGUGCUUCAAAAGCAGUGGCUGCUGGGACAGCCUUAGUGGGUGUGGUGGUAUCUCUAGGAUUUGUCCUUUACCUGCAUAAGAAAAGAACUGCGAUGUUAAAUCACUAA
Heterocephalus glaber (naked mole-rat) is the source of this 1269-nucleotide messenger RNA. RefSeq names its product zona pellucida sperm-binding protein 2-like. NCBI's taxonomy places the organism in Eukaryota, Metazoa, Chordata, Mammalia, Rodentia, Bathyergidae. Gene Ontology annotation, biological process: binding of sperm to zona pellucida; prevention of polyspermy. Gene Ontology annotation, molecular function: structural constituent of egg coat; acrosin binding. The record is from RefSeq and is a predicted model, not a curated record. Gene Ontology annotation, cellular component: egg coat.